GCCGCAUCACUUAUCGUCGCAAUCACAAAUCCUCAAUCGUUGGAUUCGUUUCAUCAACAAGCAGCUAUGAUAUCGCUAUAUGCACCCAUACUUAAAACAACAUCAGCUGAAGGCUUUCUAUCCGAAUCAGCUGUAAUGGGCACAAUCGUUCGAAUUUCACCAUCGCUGCAUUCCGAUUCGUUGCAGAUUACCGUUGAAGACAGAGAUUUAAGUCCUGGCAUGCCACCAACAAUUUAUGAAUAUAUUCUAACUGGCAUUGGUUCUUCUGUUUUUGCUGUGGAUCAGCGUGGCUAUGUUUACCUAAACGUGCCAAGUAUUGAUGCAGAUCCUCCAAGUCUUUCAACUUACCAGUUAACAGUCGAGGCUCGUGAAGUCAAUACAUCACCAAUACGAAGUAGUCAGCCGAUAACAAUAACAAUUCAUAUUAUCAACGAAAAUGAUAAUGCUCCAAUAUUCAGUUCACCGAUAUAUAUCGCAAGUACUCCAGCAUUUGGGCCAGACAGGCCUGUGGUCGAGGUGAUAGCGACCGAUAAAGAUACUGGAAGAUUUGCUGAAAUCGAAUACAAAAUUGUUUCAGUGACAGAGGAUGCUUUUGCGCAUUUUCGGUAUGAUUCGAACUCUAAAAAAUUGAUCGCGAUGGGGGCACUUCAACCUAAUGUCACAUACCAAAUAAUAAUCGAAGCGACUGACGGUGGAGGACUUUCGAAUCAAGCUUUCGUCUUGGUUCAUGCGGAUCCGACAAAUUAUCCGACUUAUUUCGAUAUGAAUCCGAACACGCUAAUACCCUUUGGAAAUAUUUUUUCUACAAAAAUCCCGAAAAUGAGAAAACCUUCAGAAUCUAUCCAAACAUUUGUUAUAGAAAUUAGCGAAGCUACACCUCCACAUUCGGUGAUAACAUCCCUUGGAGAUAAUUCGAGAAAUGAUCGUAUUUAUUAUACAAUUACUGAUGGAAACAGUGAAAAAAAAUUCGCAAUUAACAUGGACACUGGAACAAUCAUAACAACUGGUACAUUUGAUCGUGAAGAGACAGCUUUAUAUAAUUUGCAAAUAGAGGUAAGGUCGAGAAUGCCUGAUCAACACCUCUACUGGACCAUUAUUCAAGUUGUUGUCGUGGAUAUUAAUGACAAUGCUCCGAUAUUUAUGGAUCCACAACCGAUUCGAAUUCGUGUAGAUUUUAAUACUGUUGAAAAUAUAGCAUCAAACAUGAUGAUCGGUCAUUUGAAUGUGAAAGAUCCAGAUGUUGGAAAUAAUGGACGAGUUCAAUUUAAAAUUUCACCUCCAAUGGACAAGUUAUUUACGAUCAACAAUGAUGGUGUGCUUUUUAUAAAUGGUAAUAUCAUUAAAGGACAUUUCGGUGAACAUCGAGUAGAAGUCAUUGCUUGUGACAACGGAAAUCCUCCUCUAGAAAGUCGAGCUGAUGUGAUAAUCUCUAUAAAUGGACGAAUUCCAAAUUUGCACCAAUUUACCGAUGUAUCGCCAUUCGCGAAUGGUUGGAAUCCUCUUGAACAGCAAGUACCCCUUUCGAAUGAAAUCAAGGACGCAACCACAACGUUUACAAAUAGGCCAUCUAUCCCAGUUGAAAUCGUAACAACGGUUGGAUUUCAAUCAUCACAACAGUUUAUUGAACCAAUACGAUUAGCACCGAUAUUUGAACCAAAUAAGCUUAAAUUGAUGGUUAAUGAAAAUCGUGAAAACAUUCAGUUAGCGACUUUGCAUGCUUUUUAUUCAGAUGGUUUACCUGGCACUAUAACAUAUUCCAUGAAUUCUGGCGACACAUCUCUUUUUAGUGUAGAUAGCCGAAACGGAAUCUUGUAUUUGAAAAGGAAAUUGGAUGCUGAAGCGCAAAAUCUUCGCAACGAUCCCAAUAUGAAUCAUUAUGCCGUUGUCUUACUGGAUGUUGCUGAUGAAAAUGAUAACAAUCCUAAAUUCACUUCAAACAAUUACAUAUUCUCAGUGAAAUCAACAAGUCAAGCAGGAACACAGAUCGGACAAGUGCUGGCUUCUGAUGCCGAUAAAGAUAAACCGAACAACGAGGUUCGCUACAGUUUAGUCGCUGAAGAUGAUGUAGAAGAGUCGUAUUUCGAUGUCGAACCAGCGACUGGCAUUAUUUUCGUUAAGAAAGAUUUAAGUAAUCUCGGAAGGGAAAAAGUUGCUUUUCGAAUCAAAGCAAAUGAUCGUGGUUCACCAUCAUUAUUUUCCGAAACGAAUGUUCUUAUAAAUAUUGAAAAUUCUCUAAACAAUCAUGCAACUGUUAGAAAUUUUGCGAGCAGAAAUUUUGUGAAAUUUUCUCAGCGCAAUUAUUCAACAUCAGUAUCUGAAGCAGUUCGCCCGCCUUAUCUUGCAAUGGUUCUUCCCUUACUUAAUAAGCCUAACGAUGGACGCUUUAUCAGUUGUUCUAUUGUCUCAGGAAAUGAAAAUGAUGUGUUCGGCAUAUCCGUUGGAGUUGAUGGUAAUUGUGAACUUCGAAUACAGAUGAAAUUGGAUCGAGAAAUGUUAGAUGAGUACCAGUUAAAUGUUAGUGUGCAGUCAGACUCGCCAUAUGCUGAUUUCACACUUAUAAGCAUUAAAGUGACCGAUGAAAAUGAUAAUAAGCCGGAAAUUAUCACCGAUAAUCAGGAUGAGCAGAAAUUAUUUGCAAUUUUAAAGUCUGAUUCACAGGCUGCGACGAAUGUCACAACAAUUCAAGCAUUUGAUGCUGACACUGGCAAUAAUAGUAAGAUAAAAUAUUCAUUAGAUCGAUUUUUACCAGAUUAUAAACAUUUUGCGAUCAAUCAAAUGGGUACGAUUGUUAUAAAUGAUGAUAUCAGACGAAUUAUUCAAGGUGGUCAUGAACCGUACUUUCACUUGAAGGUUUUCGCAUGUGAUUCGCCGAUGAAUAGUGGUGAAUUGUGCUCAAGCAGAGAUUUAUUUAUUAAUCUUAUUAAGGAUGUUCAUAGAUUUAUGAUUAUUGGAGAGCAUAUAAAUAAAGAAAAUUUUAUCAGCCAUGAAAAAGAAUUAAAAAAUGCAGUUCGACGUCUCAUAGAGCCAUGUUCGAAAGUUAUGAUCGAGAAAGUGAUUGAGAAAAUAUCGCCGAAUGGUGAACUAUCACAACUUCAAAUUUAUUGUUAUGCUAUAAAUCCAUUGUCGAAUAAGAUUUGUAAAAAAUGGGAAUUUAAGUGA
Messenger RNA from Dracunculus medinensis (Guinea worm), 3159 nucleotides. Lineage: Eukaryota; Metazoa; Nematoda; Chromadorea; Rhabditida; Dracunculidae. The record is from the annotation of a GenBank genome assembly.